GCAAAUUUCACAGAAUAGGAACGGGUCACUUGGGCCAAGACUCACACAAUAGCUGUCAUCUGAUACAAGACUGCUGGUCACUAAGGUUGACCAAACACAGACAGUGUUACAUGUAGGAAACAGGACACCAGAUACAGGUCAACAGUGAGGUCAUCAAGGCACUGACCGGUUCAUUGGCCAGUUGUUUGUGUGAUUCACAUAAGUCCUGGAGGAUGACCCAGCUUAUGGCCGUUACCUGGUAGGGAAAGGAGGUAUGCCCAAUGCUGCAGGCACACUACAGCUGGAUGCUGCUCUCAUGGAGGGCAGGUCACUACAGUAUGGGGGUGUGGCCGCUCUAGAGGGGAUCUCUACCCCCAUCUCAGUGGCUCGAAGAGUGAUGCAGGGGUCGCCACAUAGCCUGCUAGUGGGACAGGGUGCCCUGGAGUUUGCUAAGAAGUGUGGCUUCACUACUCAGUCUAACGAUCAUCUGCUGACAGCACAAGGAAGGGAAGAAUAUGAAAAAUUUUCUCAUAGAUUACACUAUGAGAGCCUGUUUGAUAAGCAUGACACAUUGGGUGUUAUUGCUCUGGAUAGGCAUGGGCAGAUUGCAGUAGGUGUGUCAUCUAGUGGUGCCCCUUUUAAGGCUGUGGGAAGAGUUGGUGACAGUCCCCUACCAGGAGCAGGGCUCUAUGCAGAUGAUAAAGCAGGAGCUGCCUGUGCCACUGGGGACGGAGAUAAGAUGAUGAGAUUCUGCCCUAGCUUCCAUGUUGUACAACUCAUGAAACAGGGACUGUCUCCCUCAGAAUGCUGUUCCAGUGUUGUAGCAGAGAUGGUAGAGAGACUUGGGGAAGAUCCACCAUUAGAAAUAGGCCUCAUAGCCAUGAAUAUGCAGGGUGAAAUAGGAGCAGGUAGCACUGUUAAAAUCUCCGGAGGGCAUAAUGGAAGUUCAUCUUACAAUGGAUUUGCUUAUGCUGUGUGGCAACACGAUUGUGAAGACCCCAAGAUACUGGUUCACAGCUGACGUAUUCUGUAUGGUAACAUGACAGUAAGGCAGCAAGGAAACUGGUUCACAGCUGUACUAUGGUGUAUGGUAACAUGACAGUAAGGCAGCAAGGAAACUGGUUCACAGCUGUACUAUGAUGUAUGGUAACAUGACAGUAAGGCACCAAAGAUACUGGUUCACAGCUGACGUAUUCUGUAUGGUAACAUGACAAUUUAUAAGGCACCAAAGAUACUGGUUCACAGCUGUACUGUGGUGCAUGGUAACAUGACAGUAAGGCACCAAAGAUACUGAUUUACAGCUAAGUUAUGCUUUAUGGUAACAUGGCAGUAAGGCACCAAAGAUACUGAUUUACAGCUAAGUUAUGCUUUAUGGUAACGUGGCAAUAAGGCACCAAAGAUACUGAUUUACAGCUAAGUUAUGCUUUAUGGUAACAUGGCAGUAAGGCACCAAAGGUUCUAGUUUACAGCUGACCUGUGAUGUAUGGUAACAUGACAGUAAGGCACCAAAGAUACUGGUUUACAGCUGACCGUUGGUGUAUGGUAACAUGACAGUAAGGUACCAAAGUUACUGGUUCCACAGCUGACCUAACAUUACAUAAAAGGAACCAGGAUUUUGGUUCAAGGUUGACCUAUGCUGUAUGAUAACUUGAUGGUACAUCCUUGUACACAUUACAUUACGAAUAUGUAAUCAGUUUGGAUAAGUCACAGCACAGCUGUCUGUGCCUGAUGUAUAAGAAUUUAAAGCUAUGAUCAGCUAUAUGCCAGGAUUUGCUAUAAUGUAAUCUUGUGAAUUAAUUGAGUAAAGAAACUGAAAAUAAAUUCUUUUAUCCCGUAAAAAAUGCAUUUAUUGUCAGGUCAAAAUAGAAUAUAAGGGGCUCAAUCUUUCUUACAAUACAAAACAAUAUUAAUAGAGAUUAUGCUGUAAAUGCAAAGCUGUUUAAAGUACAGACAAAGAAAAUAACGACAGUGCACAAAAUGUUUUUCUUUUUUCAAUUUUGAUAUAAUUUUGCAUUUCAUUUUACAGCAGAAUCUCCACCACUAUUGUUACCUUGGAAAUUGAGCAAAAGGUUCAAUUAAGCUGCUUUUUGAGCUUGACCUCCAUUAAAUGCUAUUAAUCCCAUCAGAAAAUUUGAGGCUAAGGCACUUGCAUUUACAGUGAAAAAUGCACGGUAACAAUGGUUUUGAUUACGACGGUGGCUACAUGUUCAGAUUGCGUCUGUUCAUAAAAAUCACAAAAUACAAAUCAUAUCAAAUUAAUUUCAUUUUAUUUACAGAUUUACAUAGUUAUUGUCCUUAAAAUAUGUUAAUGGCAAUAUUUACUUGGUAUUCUAUAAAAUGUGCUAAUCAUAAGUAUUGUGGAUGUAGUCAUUAAGCAUGCUCCUAUUCCUUAAAAUUAAGGAUACAAAUAAUUUCUAACUGGUCCAAUGCUAUAACGCAAGAGAACCUUCAUUUUCAGUGUACAAAAAGCUUUUCGUAAGUUCUUUUCAUGCUACACAUGUAUAUAAACGUGAAAAAGAUGCAUAAGUGGAUGCAUAAAAGAGCCUUUUAAUAACAAUAAAUCACAGCAUGCCAUACUUCAUUAUAACAAUUACUUUAGAUUAUGCCUCUGCCUAAUUAAUCCAACUUGGCCUACAACACAGCACCAUAUGAAGGUCACAACAAUGACCUCCCUUUUUUGGGACAUGGCAUACACUGCACAACUUAGCUAUGAAAUAUAUAGUAUGGCAUAAUGAAAAUUUUUGUAGUUUUUUUUUUAAAGGAAACUCAAUGUUAUCCUAUGCUGUGUUAUUUAACAAAAAUUGCCUCAGACAUUGUGAAUCUAUUUCACACUCCUUAUAAGUUAAGAUAAUUUUACAUAUAUUUACAUAGGUAUGAUGACAAGUUAAAUAAGAGUCUACAUACAUACAAAUGUAUUUGGUAUACUGUAAGUAAUAACAUAAUUAGAAUUUUGACCUCUUUCCUUGGAAAGUAAUUUUAAAUAGCUCACAUGAUUUGCACAUAAAUUGACACUAAUUAUCAAGUACACAAAGAUCGUUGUGUACAGUGUGCUGUUCUCACAGUAAUUAGGUACUAAUGAACUUGACUUCAUGUGUCUGUGUUCCUAUUUUACCCCUAUCAAAUUCUAUGUCUCCUAAAGUUUUGAAUCUAGACUUCAUCAUCAAAUCCCACCGCUGCCACCAAAUAUUGUAAUACCACCACCUGUGCAUAUAGUCUAGCAGUACUAAAAUGUCAUGGUCUUCAACCUAUAAUUACAACUUAUGACAGUUCAACUGGUUUUCCUGCAUUUGUAAGCAAUAAAAUUGGUACAUCUGAACUCGCAUUAACUUUACAAAAAUCGGUGAUCACCCAACUUUUCUUUUAAUUUUACAUAUAAAACAACACAUUUUCUUCACAUAAUAAUUUUUUGCACUGAUUUAUCAUCUAACUUUUAACCAAAGUUAUCACAGAAGAGAUAAACAGGAGAUCAGUUAGCAUCCCUGAAAUAAUAAUUAUCUCUCUC
This is a messenger RNA of Lingula anatina, 3481 nucleotides long. RefSeq lists its product as uncharacterized. Gene Ontology annotation, cellular component: cytoplasm. Gene Ontology annotation, molecular function: N4-(beta-N-acetylglucosaminyl)-L-asparaginase activity. The record is from RefSeq and is a predicted model, not a curated record. Lineage: Eukaryota; Metazoa; Brachiopoda; Lingulata; Lingulida; Lingulidae. Gene Ontology annotation, biological process: protein deglycosylation.